This is a messenger RNA of Bolinopsis microptera, 2711 nucleotides long. RefSeq names its product tubulin polyglutamylase TTLL7-like. The transcript has a single exon. NCBI's taxonomy places the organism in Eukaryota, Metazoa, Ctenophora, Tentaculata, Lobata, Bolinopsidae. Gene Ontology annotation, biological process: microtubule cytoskeleton organization; protein polyglutamylation. Bases 20 to 2068 code for a protein of 682 amino acids. The record is from RefSeq and is a predicted model, not a curated record. Gene Ontology annotation, cellular component: cilium. Gene Ontology annotation, molecular function: tubulin-glutamic acid ligase activity; tubulin binding.
AUGGUGAUGCACCCAUUGAAUGUCUGUGGAUGGAUCUAAAACUACUUCUAAGAAAAAGAAACGAGCUGCAUUAACUGUUAAUAUAAAUGGAACUAGAUACGAUGUAGUUCGACGAUGUGCAGAAGCUCUUGGGUACAAAACCACUACCGAAAAUGAUGAAUCCUUCAUCAUUUGGUCUGACCACACAAUAAAUGCAGAGAGAUGUGCUGAAUUAAAACCUUAUCAGAGAAUCAAUCAUUUUCCUGGUAUGGGGGAGAUUGCCAGGAAGGAUUGUCUUGCCAGAAACCUUCAGAAGAUGCAAAAGACACAAUCAGAUGAAUAUGAUUUCUUUCCCAAGACUUGGACUUUGCCAGCAGACUACACCACUCUCAUGAAUUAUUAUCUGGAUUUGAAGAAAAGGAGAAAAUGUAAAACAUUUAUAUGUAAGCCAUCAAAUGGUGCCAUGGGCAAUGGAAUACAUCUCCUUCAAAACUUGGAGAAAUUAAAUAUGCAUGACAAUUUGGUGGUACAGGAAUAUCUAGAAAGACCUUUGAUUGUAGAUGGAAUGAAGUUUGAUCUUCGCAUUUAUGUGUUAGUCCUGUCAGCUGAUCCUUUAAAGAUAUUCUUAUAUGAUGAUGGACUUAUGAGAUUCAGUACUAAUGAAUAUAUGCCACCCACUGAGAAAAACUUAGAUAACAUGUACAUGCAUCUGACUAAUUACAGUAUAAACAAGUCAAGUGAAACGUAUGACAACUGUGAUGAUGAAAACAAGGGAAGUAAGCGAAGUAUCAAAUACUUAAAAAUGUGGAUGGCAAGUCAUAACUACAGCUUUACUAUACUUUGGAACAGCAUAACAGAUAUUGUAAUCAAGACACUGAUUGUUGCUGAACCAUAUUUGCUUCAUACUUAUCGCAUGGCACGUCCUGGAACAACAUCUUGUUCAUCAAGCAGUGUGUGCUUUGAAAUUCUUGGUAUGGAUAUUUUUAUUGAUCGAAAGUUAAGACCCUGGCUUUUAGAAGUGAAUAGGAGUCCAAGUUUUGGCUGUGAUAGCAAAGUUGAUGCAGAUAUUAAAUUUGAUGUUAUAAGAACUGCUUUCAGUUUGUUGAAUUUAAAACCAAGUGAAAAGUGGAGAGCUUUAGCUGCACAAAAGCAACUGAGUCGAGCAAGACUGUUAAAACCAAGAAACAACUUGCAAAGGAAAACUCAGUUUAGCGUCAGAAAGACAUUCCUACGAUCUCAGCUGCAUGAGUUAAGAAAAGUGUCAGAGCAGACCAAGUAUGAAGAUAAAAACUCUGGGAAAUAUCAUAGAAUAUUCCCUGCACGUUCCUCAAAGCAACCUGAAUACAUCAAGAUGCUCAAUGGGGCUUUCAAAACGUUUUUAGCUGGCAGAGGUAGCAUGUUGGAACAAAAGUCCCACCACGGAAUGCUGCAACAUCUCAGAGAAUCCGAGUUACUCGACAUGUUACAACAGUGCGAGUUUGAAGAGCAAACAGCUCAAAGUCAGUCCAGUGUUCAAGCUCAACCCAAACCUGUACCCAAGAUACAACCCCUUGCUAAGUUGAGACCCUGGUCAUCUCCUCCUGUGUCACCGUUCUUGUUUUCUCGAUACACAUCCUCCCCUUCCUCACUUCCAAGUAACAUCAACACUUCUCAUGCUGGUUCAGAACACAAUUUACAUUCUUACGGGGAGAGGGCACGGAGGUUACGCAUGAACGACGAUAUGGAAGUCUCCAUGCGAAAAUCUAAUGCCCUACUUCUCAAACAGAUCGAUUCUCUUUUUAAAAACGAUCGUGAGACUACGAGUGGGACACCGGACUCUCAGGAGACUUUUAAAAAAGACCUUAGUCAAGUUGCCAGAAAACCCCAAAUACAAAAGGUUCCUUUCAGGUCAAAAAAAAUAGUGUUCAAUUCAAUAAUCAAGUACAAGAAUAAGUCUAUGUUAUCAUGCAGCAUCAACAAUCUCGGGGAGAACUCAUUGGAUUUGUCAAGACGACCUAUACGGGCUAAAAAGUGUUGCCACAACCGGUUUUGUUCCUGUCCCGAGUUGUGUUCAAGACUGGGGAACUAUCACAUCAAGUCGUCACGAUAGCUCCAAGUUUAGGAAUUAAAUAUCUUACUAGAAUUCAGUACUUACAGGUGUGCUACUGGUUCCGUUGAAAUGCAAUAGAAAUGUGGUUGAAUCUGGGGUCUUAUCUUCUACUACAUGUUAUUCUGAUUAAUAAAAACUCAGUUUCGACUACAUUUCGUCGGCACUUGGACCACCCAAUCUCGAUGGGACCUGUAGAAUACCUGGCAUUCAACAUAUCAUACAAUAUUUAUUGCAUGCUUUGUACUUAUAAUGCACUAUUCUAAAUGCUGAAAAAAAUAUAUGUUGUACCGUUUUAUCGUAUCAAUCUCAUAUUUUCUUAUCUAAAAUUAUUGCUGAAAAUGUUAAUCCUACUUGUUUGUACUCAUAUUUAACCGUUCCAACCGUAUUAACUUCAAUUAGUUUAAAUUGUAUAUUAAUGGACUGUUAUUUUAGCAUUAUAGAUUAUAGUUUAUAGGCUAGAAUUCCAAUUGUAAUAAUAUAUAAAUCCAGAUUUUUGUAAGGUAAUAUUGAUUGAGUAUUUGUGAGGCGAUAUUUUAACGAGUAAAUAGAAGCAAUAAAAUGAUUAUUUGUUCAAUUGAUAAUAUGUGAUUGAUAGUCAACUUGUGAAUUAUUAUUCUCUUGAUCCCUUUAGCUCUGUCUGUUC